GUCAGAGCUACUGACGUCACCAUACCGGAAGUAAACAAAGCGGCCGCGGCUGACGUCACAGAGGCGCUCAUGUCACCCGCCGCUCCGUGCCAUGACAGCUCGAGCAGGUGUGACGUGGCUGCGCCUCCCGGGCCCGUGAAGCCAGCGGCGGAGCCCCGCAGCGCGAUGGCGGAGCUGCUGGGGCAGAAGAGCCUGCUGGGCGUCGGGGUGGUGCUGGCCUGGCUGCUGCUGUUCCACCUGCUGGUCAACAUCUGGCUGCUGUGCGUGUUCACCAGCCUGCUGGUGGUGCUCGGCGGCUGGCUCGGCUCACAGGCCGUCCUGGAGUCCAACAGCGUGGUUCACCUGGAGAGGUUCAUCGCCCUGGAGCAGUUUCCACCGUCCGUGGAGGACGAGUGUGACCUGGACCGGGAGAUCCGCAACACGGUGAGGAAGAUCAUCAGGGACUUUGUCACCUCGUGGUUCUCCACUGUGUCCUCCGAGAGUAGCUUUGAGACGGAGGUUCAAGAGGCCAUGAUCUCCAUGGCCAUGGAGCUGAAGGUCCGCGCGAGGCAGCUGGACAGGAAGGAACUGACCCUGAGGAUCCUGGAUCUGUUCGGCGGCCACCUGCAGGACUACAUCAGAGCCAAGGAGUUGGCGUCCGAGCGGCCGCAACCCCCGGCAGGCAAGUGGGGCGGUGAGGGCGAGCGGCUGUGGUGGGCCUACUCCACGGUUACCGCGCCUCACCCGGCUGCCGGCGACUGCGACGCCGCCGCUGGCGUGCAAGUCAGCUACACCAGAGCGGUGGUGGAUCUGCUGCUGCACGUGCUGGUGCCCUCGCCGCACCUGGAGAGCCGCACGGGCUGCUUCGUGGUCGGGGAGCUCAUCACCUGCAACGUGCUGCUCCCGCUGAUCGCCAAGCUGUCGGACCCCGACUGGCUGAACGGCCUUCUGAUCGGAAUAUUCGGCGAGCAGCAGGAGCCGGUGGCGGCGGAGCCGACCGCGCCGUCGCCACCGGCUCCAGCGACGCCCGUCGAGUCGGAGCUCGCUCCGCUGCGAGAGGAGCCAACGCCCCAGGCGGAAGGCGAGCCUCGUCCUCCGAGAGAAACCAUCAGUGAGGCUGGAACGCCUGAGCUCGCCGCCCACGACGCGAUCGACCCCGAGGAGCCCGACGGUCCGCAGAGCAACGCCGAGGAGGAGGAGCCGGCUCCGCCCUUUUUAGGGCACUACUCCGGGGACGGCAAGUCGAACCCUUUCUACCAGGAGAACGACUCUGACCUGGACUCUCCCUCGGCGGACUACAAGCGAGGCUCCACCGACUCCCUGGUCCUGGUGGGCCGGGAGGACGGCCCCUUCGACGCGCAGAGGGAGCGCCCUGACGGCGUGGACCCGGAGGAGCCGGACGGCUUCUGCCCCCGAGUCCUGGUGAACUCUGAGCCGGUGGGGCACCUGAACGGGGGCCUCCGGGACCUUCACAGGGAGGCUUUCCCCUCGGGGAACCCGGCCCGCGAGCUCCUCCUGGGGGUGGAGCACAACGAGCUGAGCGUGGUCAGCCCGCCGCAGGGCUCCUCCCCUUUGGCCACGUUCAGCUUUGAGCCGCUGAUCAGCCCCGACGGGCCCGUCGUCAUCCAGAACCUCCGAAUCACCGGCACCAUCACGGCCAAGGAGCACCGCGGCACCGGCUCGCAUCCCUACACCCUUUACACCAUCAAGUACGAGACGGCGAUGGGCUGCGAGACCCCGGGCAGCGCCCCCCCGGGCUCCGAGGACGCCGAGUUCUCGCCGGCGGGGGGCGAGAAUCCUCCGGCCGCCCAGCAGGUGGCGUUCCACACGGUGAACCGGCGCUACAGCGAGUUCCUCAACCUGCAGACCCGGCUGGAAGAGAAGAACGAGCUGCGCAGACUCAUCAAAGCUGUCAAAGGUCCAAAGAAGAUAUUCCCCGACAUGCCGUUUGGAAACAUGGACAGCGACAAGAUCGAAGCCAGGAAGGGGCUCCUGGAGACCUUCCUGAAGCAACUGUGUGCCGUCCCUGAAGUGGCCAACAGCGAAGCGAUGCAGGAGUUCCUGGCCCUCAACACCGACGCCAGGAUCGCGUUCGUCAAGAAGCCUUUCAUCGUGUCGCGCAUCGACAAGAUCAUGGUGAACGCCAUCGUGGACACCCUGAAGACGGCGUUUCCUCGCUCAGAACCUCAGAGCCCGACGGAGGACAACGACUCUGAGGUGGAUGGAGGGAGAAUAAGUACCGACAAGAAGAGCAGGUCUCGUCUGAAGUUCUCCAGUAAAAACGUCCCCUUCAUGAACGGCUCGGACACGAGAGCGCCACUUCUCUUCAGCCCGGAGCCGACCGGCACGGUGUUCAACGGGAUGUCGCUGGGAGACCUGCAGGCCUUCAUCGCCGAGCAAGAGAAGACCUUCGUCCCAGCGGUGUCGGGGGGGGAGGACGGUCCGGAGACGAGAGGACUCGGAGUGCUGAGUGGGGACAACAGAACGAAAGCUGGCGAGGCGGUGCUGGCCGAGGUGGCCCUGAACCUCCUGUGUGUGCUGGUGGAGGAGCAGUGGAGCUGGCUCUGCACGGAGAACUUCCAGAGGAGCAUCCGGCUGCUGUUCGGCACGCUCAUCGACAGGUAACACCUGACCUGCUGGCUUC
This is a messenger RNA of Gasterosteus aculeatus aculeatus (three-spined stickleback), 2623 nucleotides long. The record is from RefSeq and is a predicted model, not a curated record. NCBI's taxonomy places the organism in Eukaryota, Metazoa, Chordata, Actinopteri, Perciformes, Gasterosteidae.